Xiphophorus hellerii (green swordtail) is the source of this 2642-nucleotide messenger RNA. It is a transcript of the gene pck1, whose product is annotated as phosphoenolpyruvate carboxykinase 1 (soluble). Gene Ontology annotation, cellular component: cytosol. The record is from RefSeq and is a predicted model, not a curated record. Gene Ontology annotation, biological process: response to starvation; hepatocyte differentiation; gluconeogenesis. Gene Ontology annotation, molecular function: GTP binding; manganese ion binding; phosphoenolpyruvate carboxykinase (GTP) activity. NCBI's taxonomy places the organism in Eukaryota, Metazoa, Chordata, Actinopteri, Cyprinodontiformes, Poeciliidae.
AAAGGAGCAAACCUUCUCCAGAGCAGACACAGCGGACCAAGAGUCCUAAACUCAGCCGAGAACAGCCAUCACCGAGAAGCUUCAGCUGAUGAGGCCAAGCUAACAACUCCUUGCUCCCAACAAAUUGUUGAAGACAUCCUCUCAUCUUUUCUCUCGCAGUCUAUCGACUUGCUGUUUCUUCAGACUUCUUCACCAUGCCUCCUCAGAUCCAGUCACAGAACCAGAGCGGUCUCAGGAUCCUGCAGGGCGAGCUCAGUGCCCUCAGCCCGGCGGUCAGAGAGUUUGUGGAGACCAAUGUGACCCUGUGCCAACCCGAGUCCCUUCACAUCUGCGAUGGCUCGGAUCAGGAAAACCGAGCCAUUCUAACUCAGCUGGAGGAACAAGGGAUGAUCAAGAAGCUCACCAAAUAUGAGAACUGCUGGUUGGCUAGAACAGACCCAAGAGAUGUGGCUAGAGUCGAAAGCAAGACGGUAAUCGUGACUAGGGAGCAGAGAGAAACGGUGCCCACGCCACUGGGAGGUGGGACCAGCCAAUUGGGGCGUUGGAUGUCCCCAGAGGAGUUUGACAAAGCCAUGGCUCAAAGGUUCCCUGGCUGCAUGAAAGGUCGCACCAUGUAUGUGGUUCCCUUCAGCAUGGGCCCCGUCGGUUCUCCCCUCUCUAAGAUUGGCGUCGAGCUGACUGAUUCCCCCUACGUGGUGGCCAGCAUGAGGGUGAUGACCCGAAUGGGGAAGACUGUGCUCAACGCACUGGGAAACGGCGAGUUUGUCCGCUGUUUGCACUCCGUCGGCUGCCCUCUACCACUUAAAACACCCCUGGUAAAUAACUGGCCCUGCAACCCUGAGCAGACCCUCGUCGCCCACAUCCCAGAACGCAAACAAAUCAUCUCAUUUGGCAGCGGUUACGGCGGAAACUCCCUCUUGGGAAAGAAGUGCUUCGCUCUCCGCAUUGCCUCACGAAUUGCCAAGGAAGAGGGCUGGCUUGCUGAGCAUAUGCUGGUAAGCAACAGAUUCCUAGGCAUCACCAAUCCUGCUGGAGAGAAGAAGUACAUGGCAGCAGCCUUCCCUAGUGCCUGUGGUAAAACCAACCUGGCCAUGCUCUGCCCAACACUGCCUGGCUGGAAGGUUGAGUGUGUCGGAGACGACAUCGCCUGGAUGAAGUUUGACAACCAAGGCAACUUGCGCGCAAUCAACCCUGAGAAUGGAUUUUUUGGUGUUGCGCCUGGUACAUCAGCUAAAACCAACCCCAACGCCAUGGCGACCAUUGUUAAGAACACCAUCUUCACAAAUGUGGCAGAAACCAGUGAUGGUGGCAUUUACUGGGAGGGAAUGGAGCAGGAACUGCCUGAGGGAGUCACACUCACAUCAUGGAAGAACAAGCCCUGGAGUUCAGAAGACGGGGAACCCUGCGCUCACCCCAACUCUCGCUUUUGCACCCCAGCAAGUCAGUGUCCUAUUAUUGACCCACAGUGGGAAUCACCAGAAGGAGUCCCCAUUGAAGCCAUCAUCUUUGGAGGCAGGAGGCCAGAAGGUGUUCCUCUGGUGUAUGAAGCCUUCAACUGGCAACAUGGAGUAUUUGUUGGCGCAGCAAUGAGGUCAGAGGCCACUGCAGCAGCUGAACACAAAGGCAAGGUAAUCAUGCAUGACCCCUUUGCCAUGCGACCCUUCUUCGGCUACAACUUUGGCCAAUACCUCUCUCACUGGCUGAGCAUGGCCGACCGCCCCGGUGCCACGCUGCCCAAGAUCUUCCAUGUCAACUGGUUCAGAAAGAGCCCCAAAGCUGGCUUCCUCUGGCCUGGCUUUGGAGACAACAUCCGCGUUUUGGACUGGAUGUUCAGGCGAGUGGAUGGCAAUACCGGCGCCAUGCCUUCCCUGGUGGGCUACCUGCCCUGCAACGACUCCCUGAACCUCCAGGGCCUAGAGGGAAAGGUGAACUUCAGUGAGCUGUUCUCCUUGGAACAUGAGUUCUGGCAAAAAGAAGUGGAGGAAGUGAGAAAGUAUUUCACCACACAGGUGAAUGAUGACCUGCCCAAUGAGGUGGGCCAUCAGCUGGAGCUGUUGCAGCAGAGGGUGAAGCAGAUGUAAUGAGGAAGAAAGCAUGGGUUGGGUAUUUUAAAUGGAAACUACAUGGAUUUUGGUCUUCAGCUUUGUCAGUUAUAAAUGUACUGAAAUUCAAAAAGCUAGUUGGAAUUUUAAAAUAUUUCUUCAUAAACUUUAAUUUCACAACCUUUAUGAGCAAUCCUUCUUUUAAUAUUUUUCCACGUUGUUUUCCUCUCUGUUACCUAGCAAGAAAUACCUAAUGAUGAUACUUUUCGGCAUGACUAAUUUCCUCCAGAAAUAUUUAUUUUCCAUCCAUAUGCUGUUGUAGCAGGACUGUGUAUUUAAAACCAAUUGCAAUAUGUUGUCCUACUCCGUGUAUGUCUAUUUAAAGAUAACUUAUUUGAGCUAUACGUCAUAGUUUCAUAACCAUGUAAUUGUAUGUGGUCCUUUUUAUGGCUCUGUUCCCUAUUUAAAGGGACAACUGUUUUCUGUUCAUGUUAUUUGAUGUCUUAAUUUAUUUUUAUACAACACUGGUGAUGUUUUGUUCUGUUUAUUAUAAUUUGGAUCUCUUAAAUGAGAAGACAGCAAUAAAUGCAUUUGAAGAUA